GUUUGCGUCACGUCCGGCGCACUUACGUGUAGUUGGCUACAUUGAGCGCAUCGCUAGGCAGCGCUGCCAUCUUUCUUUUUCCGUUAUUAGUCGAUUUGGCGCCUUCCUGUGUUGGUUGUCCUCGGUUGUGGUGAUUGUGUUACACGUUUCAAAAUGGCUGGUGGUAAAGCGGGCAAAGAUUCUGGUAAAGCCAAGGCGAAAGCAGUAUCCAGAUCAGCGAGGGCUGGUCUUCAGUUCCCCGUUGGAAGAAUUCAUAGACAUCUUAAAAAUAGGACAACGAGCCAUGGUCGUGUUGGAGCAACCGCCGCUGUAUAUUCUGCAGCCAUCCUGGAAUACUUGACCGCCGAGGUGUUGGAGUUGGCAGGGAAUGCUUCUAAAGAUUUGAAGGUGAAGCGUAUCACUCCCCGGCAUUUACAACUAGCCAUCAGAGGAGACGAGGAGUUGGACAGUCUCAUUAAAGCGACCAUUGCUGGCGGUGGUGUCAUUCCUCAUAUACACAAAUCUCUCAUCGGCAAGAAAGGUGGACCUGGAGCUCCCGUCUAAUUAUAGGUACUCACUCAUAAUAAAAGUUCAUACUGCUGCAUUUGACAAGACCGGACGGACCUGAAGUCAACAUUGUGAAAGCUCAUCUCAACAUUAAACUUUGCAACUAGUGAUGUGGACAGUGGAGUGACUACUGAGAACUCUUGUUCCGGACUAAAUAGCAUAAGAAUAGGAUUAAUAAACGCCAUUUAGGGAAAAGGAUCCGUCCUCUAAAAUUUGCCAUUUAAAUCAAUGAAUUCGUUUUGACAGAAAGUUCAAAUUAUGUUGACAGUUUUUUGUGCAUUGGAUCCUUUUCCCUAAAUGGCGUCCCAUUAGCAUUAAGAAGAUUUGAAAUAUAAUUGUAUUAGCAAUUAAGUUUAUCUUUCUGUUCAUUCGUGGAACAUUUUUUACUCUGGACAAAUGUUGUGUUCAACUAUUUUGGAAUUAAAAUUAUUUGCUAUCGGUUUCACAUCUCUUAGUUUCUCAUGAAAGCCUUGAUCAAGGUGAAGCUGGUGCAAUCUAAUUUUAAUACAUUGACUGCAAUUGUGAAUUGAGUUUUGUGUAAGCUCUAAGCUGUAAAUGUUAGUUCUGUAACAACUUGCUUUAUAAUUUUGUAAGGACAUGAUUGUAUUAGCAAUAGUAAAAAAUUAGACAUUGUUCUAAAAUUGUAAUUUUGGUAUGAUUGAACUGUUACAAGUUGUAAGAAGUGUAUUUUGUUCUUUAAAAUAUAUUGAGGAAGCACUAAA
Cydia strobilella is the source of this 1268-nucleotide messenger RNA. It is a transcript of the gene His2Av, whose product is annotated as histone H2A.V. The record is from RefSeq and is a predicted model, not a curated record. Lineage: Eukaryota; Metazoa; Arthropoda; Insecta; Lepidoptera; Tortricidae. Bases 154 to 543 code for a protein of 129 amino acids. Gene Ontology annotation, molecular function: DNA binding; structural constituent of chromatin; protein heterodimerization activity. Gene Ontology annotation, biological process: heterochromatin formation. The transcript has 5 exons. Gene Ontology annotation, cellular component: nucleosome; chromatin.